AAGGGUUCUCCAUUGACAUCUUCUUUCUCUGUUGUAGGUUAGGGUGUUAUGCGAGAAGGCUAAGGAGAUUCUAAUGGAAGAAAGCAAUGUGCAGCCUGUGAAAAGCCCUGUAACAAUCUGUGGUGAUAUUCAUGGGCAAUUCCAUGAUCUUGCAGAGCUUUUUCGAAUUGGAGGGAAGUGUCCAGAUACAAAUUAUUUGUUUAUGGGAGAUUAUGUUGAUCGUGGCUAUUAUUCAGUUGAAACUGUAACGCUUCUGGUGGCCCUGAAAGUGCGCUAUCCCCAGCGAAUUACUAUUUUAAGAGGAAAUCAUGAGAGCCGGCAGAUCACUCAGGUUUAUGGGUUUUACGACGAAUGCCUACGAAAAUAUGGUAAUGCCAACGUGUGGAAGAUCUUUACAGAUUUGUUCGACUAUUUUCCUCUUACAGCAUUGGUUGAAUCUGAAAUAUUUUGUCUCCAUGGUGGAUUGUCUCCCUCCAUUGAAACCCUUGAUAACAUACGCAACUUUGACCGUGUUCAAGAAGUCCCUCAUGAGGGUCCAAUGUGUGAUCUUUUGUGGUCCGACCCUGAUGAUCGUUGUGGUUGGGGUAUCUCACCCAGGGGUGCUGGAUAUACUUUUGGCCAAGACAUAUCUGAGCAGUUUAACCACACCAAUAACUUGAAACUAAUUGCCAGAGCACACCAACUGGUUAUGGAAGGAUUUAACUGGGGACAUGAGCAAAAGGUAGUCACUAUAUUUAGUGCUCCUAAUUAUUGUUAUCGCUGCGGCAACAUGGCAUCCAUCCUGGAAGUUGAUGAUUGCAAAGACCACACUUUUAUUCAGAGCAGAGCUUGAAAUGAUAUGUCCAUUGUUGGUUGCAGUUUGAGCCAGCUCCCAGGAGGGGAGAGCCUGAUGUAACACGGAGAACACCAGAUUACUUCCUAUAAUACUUGAAUUAUUAUUGCUCAAUUCAACUGGCGAGCGUUUGAUGGCUGGUUUGUUUCUGUGUUGGGAUGGGAGCUAGUUUUCGAAAAUUUUAGAGUUAUAUAAUUUUGCGCGAUGGUAGUGGUAGUAGGGUAGCAGAAAGAAUGUAUAAUCCGCAGAUACGGCUUCCUUUGAUUCAGUUAUUGAAAUUCUUGCAGUAAAGAGGCUACAAAGCUGGUAACAUCAGCAGCAUAUGUACCGUUUCAAGCAGACAAUGUCCCCCUGUCCGUCGCCCCCCCCCCCCCCCCCCCUCCUCUCUCUCUACACUUCGUUUUUGUACCUUCUUGACGAAGAAUGGUACUCAGGGGCCGGGAGCUGUAGAUGAAAGGAGUGUUAUUUAUUUCUUUUUCUUUUUUUUAGUCGCUAUCCUAUUCUUCGAAUCAACUAUUUUCUAAUUGGUGCUUUGAUUUAGCCGCAUACUCUCUCCACAUACCUGGAUGUAAAAUAGUUUUGCUUAUGCUGUGUUUGGAUUUCAGAUUCAUCAAGGGAAAAUGUGAACAGAGUUACUUAAUACUCA
Molecule: messenger RNA, 1478 nt
Organism: Camellia sinensis
Lineage: Eukaryota; Viridiplantae; Streptophyta; Magnoliopsida; Ericales; Theaceae
Source: RefSeq, a predicted model, not a curated record